AAAAGCAUUUCUCUUGUUCUUUGUCUGGAUUUUUUUUAUAUUAUAUACAACUUUAUACUGUAUUUUUAUUUAAGUUUCUGAAGAAAAUUUUCCAUAUACAUCCUGCAAAAUAUUAACCUGACAUACUGCAAACCUUAAAUUUACUGCAGAAUUUUCUCAAUUCAGGAGGAACUUCUAAUUAUUUGUCUCCUUUGUCUGGUAUUAAAACAAAGGUUAUCACAGGGAGCAAGUAAUUUACAGCACAUACUUUGUUUUGUAGGUGUCAGUUCCUCAGUAGAAAUGAUGACAGGUCGUGUUCCCUGCGCUGGCUCCAUCUGCACCCUGGGGAAUAAAUCAUCCUUUUGUCCAGAGCUCCUGUGCUUUGAGAUAAGACACUGUUACGUCAGUGGGGGUAACCAAAGUCUAAACACUGGAAAUAGACUCCUUUUUAGGACAAAGUACAAUCAUUUAAAUAUUUAAUUCUCAAAUUUCCUCUGUAAAAAUCCCCUUUGGAUUUUUAAAAGUGUUAAUUCAAGUUGAGGAGGCCAUAUGAGGUGCGGCUGUCCAUUGUUGGAGUCACACACUGCUACAGUUUUAAAUGGCAAUCAUCAGCCGCUGAAAAGUGAUUGUUACAGAUUUGAAAAAGUUUGAAUGGUGGCACAAGCCGCUGCAGAUUAAGGAAGCCUGUGUGCCAGAUCCUGCCACGGCUUCAGCGGGGGAGCAGAAAUUAAACUCUAUUGUGUGGUAAUGGCUGUGUGUAAUCGCUCUGUUUGGAGCCACUGAGGCAUGAACGCCCAUAGCUGGACCCAAACUCUUCAUCCGCAUUAAAUAGACAUCUACAGCAGUGCUUGAACUGUACUGUCCAACUGCUAAUGCAUUAUACACAUCUUAUUAGCACGCAGCUGAUUUUGGGUGGUAUUAUGUGUUGUUUUUAGAUCGUUGCCGGGUUGGGUUGGCAGAGGAGACCGGGUAGAGGUGCCAAACACUGAUACAGAUGGUCGUAAUGAUUCAUCUGCCACGAUGAAUGUUUGCAUACCUAAUAAAUGCUUUCUGACAGUUGGCAUGUCAAAAAUGAAUAGAUGACAGAGUCAAAAGUGCGGAAUGGUAAUGAGGCGAAGACCAUCAGUGACACUGCAAUUAGGCUCUUCAUUAAUUCAGUCGCAAGUGGUGAACAGUUGGUGGCAGAAAAUAUAAUCGACAUGCAAUUAAUUGAUUUUCUCAAUAGGAGCGCGUUGCUGGAUGAGUUGUUAAUCAAUAGUGACAACAAUGUGCUCAGCAUGCAAGUAACUGAGAGGGCAAAACAAAUUAAUAUGUCUUUUAACUGCUGAAUUAUUUAGCUUGAAUGUUCUCUUUUAUAAGAUAUUUCCAGAAAGUGAACAGGUGGAUGUGUUGUACCGUAAAGAUCCCUGCUAUAGAAUGACAUUCCUUAAAUCUGACUUGGUAUUUUUCAGUCAUUUCAGCUUUUCUCUGCCAGCUUAUUGUACUUAUCAAAUGCACAACUUAUUACUGAUAAGAAAAUUAUUCAUGAGAGGCACCUGGCAAAGUACAAUCAAAUCAAAAAAUAUCCCCAAGUUUGAAACAGCUUAAGACUAGAUAUGAGGUCUUAUAUUGGUUAAGGUCCCAUUGACCAAAAUAAGGUUAAACAUGUCUGUGAAGUGUCUGUGCACAACUGGACACAAGUACGUCAAUCUCAAGACUACAAAAGCUCCAGCAGCUCCUCCCUCAACAAAGCUUAUGUCAUCAACUCUUUAUAAUCAUCCCUCCAGCAGGUGUUCAGAAGCUGCCCACACUGCUCUGCUUUACUUUCUGUUCUGAUCUAAACCCCAGUGGUUCAUACAGAGAAACACAACCGGUGCCUUGCAGCAUGAAGUGCCUGAACAACCGGGCCGACAGCCACCUUACCGGGCAGGUGGAGCACGAGUUGGACAGCGUGGGCAAUGGCGCCUGGGUGAACCAGGGCUACUCCGGCUCUCCUCCGCCCCUUCCCAGAGUCGUCAGCACCAUCUACAACCCUCAGCCUCUCUUCCAGGGCUCCAUGGAUAGCAUUUACAAACUGGACACCCCCGGCCCGUUCCACCAUCCAGCAGAGGAACCACCAUCCACUGAGAAAGGUCUGGUGAAGAAACAACGAGGCUGCUGCUCUUUUAUCAAAGGUUUGUGGGGCACAACAUUGACCGAAAACAUCUCCAACAACAGGGAACUGUUUGUCCGAACAACGCUACGAGAGUUACUGGUCUAUCUGGUGUUUCUGGUGGACAUAUGUCUCUUGACAUACGGUAUGACCAGCUCGAGCACCUACUAUUACACUAAAGCCAUGACGGACCUGUUUGUGAAUACAGCCGGUGAAAGCGGGGUUAGGUUUCAGUCCAUUGGCACCAUGGCUGAUUUCUGGACUUACGCCCAGGGCCCAUUAUUGGAUGGCCUCUACUGGACUAAAUGGUACAAUAACCAGACCCUAGACAGCGGAGACCAGUCCUUCAUCUACUAUGAAAACAUGUUGCUUGGAGUCCCCAGGAUGAGGCAGAUCAAGAUCAAGAACAACUCCUGCAAGGUCCACAACGACUUCCAAGAUGAGAUCACAGCAUGUUACGGUGUCUACAAUGAGAAGAAGGAGGAUGACCUCAGCUUCGGACUCAUUAAUGGUUCUGCCUGGACCUACCACACGGAGAAAGAGAUCAAGGGUUCCUCUCACUGGGGCUUGUUGACGACCUACAGUGGAGCCGGAUACUAUCAAGACCUGAGUCGGACCAAAGAGGAGAGCGCCCUCAUUCUGAUGGAGCUGGUGGACAACCUUUGGCUGGACAGAGGAACCAGAGUAGUCUUCAUCGACUUCUCCACUUACAAUGCAAACAUCAACAUGUUCUGCAUCAUCAGGUUGGUGGUUGAAUUCCCAGCGACCGGUGGAGCGAUCCCUUCCUACCAGAUCAGAACAGUCAAAUUGAUUCGCUACAUCACCAACUGGGAUUACUUCAUCCUUGGGUGCGAGAUGGUCUUCUGUUUAUUCAUCCUCUACUACAUCGUGGAAGAGAUUCUUGAGCUGCGAAUACACAAGUGCUCCUACUUCAAAAGCAUCUGGAACAUACUGGAUAUUGUUGUCAUAAUGCUUGCCAUCGUCGCCAUCAUAUUCAAUAUUUUCCGGACCGUCAAAGUAGACAAGUUGCUCGGCAAACUGCUGGAACAACCCGAUAUCUACGCUGAUUUUGAAUUUCUGGCAUUCUGGCAAAUGCAGUACAACAACAUGAAUGCCGUGAACUUGUUCUUCGCAUGGAUCAAAAUCUUCAAAUACAUCAGUUUUAAUAAGACCAUGACUCAGCUUUCGUCCACACUGGGUCGAUGUGCUAAAGAUAUCCUGGGAUUCGCCAUCAUGUUCUUCAUCGUCUUCUUCGCUUACGCUCAGCUUGGAUAUUUGCUCUUUGGGAUGGAGGUUGAAUCGUUCAGCACCUUCGUAAAGUGCAUCUUCACACAGUUCAGGAUUAUUCUCGGAGACUUUGAUUACGACGCCAUCGACCGUGCUAACAGAGUUCUCGGUCCCAUUUACUUUGUCACCUAUGUGUUCUUUGUUUUCUUUGUUCUUCUGAACAUGUUUUUGGCCAUCAUAAACGACACGUAUUCUGAGGUGAAGGAGGAGCUCUCAUCCCAAAAAGAUGAGUUGCAGAUUACGGACAUCAUCAAACAGAGCUACAUGAAGACAUUUAUGAAGCUGAAACUCAAAAAGGAGAAAAUAUCAGAUGUUCAGAAGGCGCUACGGUCUGGAUCUGGAGAAAUCGAGUUCAAGGACUUCAGAGAAACUUUGAAAGAGAUGGGACACGCCGAUCAUGAAAUUUCUGCAGCCUUCUCACGGUUUGACCGUGAUGGGAACCAAAUUCUAGACGAAGACGAACAAGAGAAGAUGAAAAUCGAGCUGGAGGAAAAGAGGGAUGCUCUCAGCACUGAACUUAACAAUCUUGGAAUGAAUUAUGGGAAAGAAUUAAUGGAGAAGCCUGUAACGUCCAGUGAGCAGAAGAACCACUCCAAUCAAACCUCUGUAGAUCGUGAACAGUUUCUUAGACUGACCAGGCAGGUUCUCCAUCUUGAAACCUCUGUGGCCGGCAUCACAACCAGGAUUGAGUUGAUUAUGGAGAAACUGGGAUUACAGGAGAAAGCUAAAGGGAACAAAACUGCAGGGAAACUGUCUGAAGUGAGUAUGGAAAUAGGUUACAGUUGCAUCAAGACAAUAGACAUUCUUUGCUUUUUUUUCUAA
Messenger RNA from Lates calcarifer (barramundi perch), 4219 nucleotides. RefSeq names its product polycystic kidney disease 2-like 1 (gene pkd2l1). Gene Ontology annotation, cellular component: membrane. The transcript has 14 exons. Bases 1844 to 4219 code for a protein of 791 amino acids. Gene Ontology annotation, biological process: potassium ion transmembrane transport; detection of mechanical stimulus. NCBI's taxonomy places the organism in Eukaryota, Metazoa, Chordata, Actinopteri, Centropomidae. The record is from RefSeq and is a predicted model, not a curated record. Gene Ontology annotation, molecular function: sodium channel activity; muscle alpha-actinin binding; calcium channel activity.